Molecule: messenger RNA, 675 nt
Organism: Chenopodium quinoa (quinoa)
Lineage: Eukaryota; Viridiplantae; Streptophyta; Magnoliopsida; Caryophyllales; Amaranthaceae
Product: protein ecdysoneless homolog
Exons: 1
Coding region: 1-675 (224 amino acids)
Source: RefSeq, a predicted model, not a curated record
AUGAACAACAUAGUUUUAGUUAAUGAUCCAAACUCAGAUUUUUUUUACACUUGUGUGAUUUGUAAUGAAAUAGCUCAUAACCCGAAAGUAGUUGUUUGCACAUCGGAUCCCGAUUGUCCCGGAGUGUAUGUAUGUGGAACAAUUCCACCCCGUAUUCAUUGUAUCCAAAAGUUUGUACAACUUUGGAAACCACAGUGGAGUACGGAGCAUAGAAAACUAAUUUUAACAGGAUGUUGUCGAGAAGAUUGUCAAGGCCUUUUAACAACUACCAUUAGGACUCCACCUCAGGCUACUAUAGCAAGGGUAAAUGAUAUUCCACGACUCUGUGGAUAUCCUGGUUGUGAGUACCGUGCGGCAUACAAUGCGCUACAAAAUCAUGCCCAAAAUCACCAUGCAGAUGAUGAGGACCUUGAUGAGUCUGAUGUCGUCGAGGAACAUGGACAAGGUAAUGUCGAUGAGGACGACGAUAAUGAUAAUGACAAUCAAGGAGAAGAGCAAGGUGAUAGUGAGAAUGAUGAAGGGAGUGAUGAUGGUGAGAAUGAAGAGAACGAUAACGAAGAUAGUGAUGGUGAUGAUGAAGAAGACGAGCAACAAGGAUAUGAUGAAGGACAAAGUGAUGGUGAUGGUGUGGAAGCUAUGAUUCGUUCAUUCCAUCAACAGUAUUUCGUUUUUUGA